Molecule: messenger RNA, 966 nt
Organism: Brugia malayi
Lineage: Eukaryota; Metazoa; Nematoda; Chromadorea; Rhabditida; Onchocercidae
Product: PHD-finger family protein
Exons: 9
Coding region: 1-966 (321 amino acids)
Source: RefSeq, a predicted model, not a curated record
AUGAUUUCAACAACAAAAUCAUCUAAGCAGUUCGUUUCAUCAGUUGCCAUGAUGGAACGUCGGAAACGUGAAAAGGAACGAAAUAAAUUGUCGAUGAAGAGAAAGUUACCAUCAGAUGCAAAGUUGCGUUUUGGCAAAGAAUUUUUUGCAAAAUUAUGUGAACUGUUUCAAAGUGCUGAAGAGGAUUCUUGUGAUCGAUUACGUCAGAUGCAUGAUGAGUUAGCGGCUUAUUAUCAAGAACAUGAUUUGAAUGUUAUGUGGCUAUCGGAUGAUGAAGCUGAUAGUAAGGAACUUAAAGCACCAUUAUCCAAGAAAACUCAUCAGGAUGUUAAUAAAGGCGAUAUGCGUUCAAUAAAUAUUCCGCGAUCGAAGUUAGAAGCUAAGGAGAAACUGAAACUAAAGUCGAAUACUAAAAAUUCAGUGGUAAAUAGUUCACCAAUUCCAUCAUCAUUGUUAUUAUCUCAGUUUGAAUUAAGCGAUGAUUCUGAUGACAAUACUUCACGAAAAUUUUCUGGGUCUCAGAACAAAAAUUGUAAAGUUUGUUAUGCAUGUAGUGGUACAACGAGUUUGCCAAGUAAUACGAUCUUGGACUGUGAAGAAUGUGGCAAAACUGUUCACCAAAAAUGCGCUCGUCCUGAAAUUACAGCUUUACAGGCCAAAGAUCCACGUUUCUUAUUCGUUUGUAAUGAUUGCAAAGACCGCGAUGACGAGAAAAUGGGGUCAAGUUGUUCGAAGUCAGUUACUAAUUUUAGAAAAGAUGAUAAAGGAAGCAUGCGAAAGUCUUCAGAGGAAAGAAUUCAGCCGCUCAAACCGGAAAACGAUAUCUUAGUAACAUUCUCGAACUUCGCUGCUAAGAAAGCAAAGAAAUCCGCAUCGUCAGGAACUAGUGGUAGUUCGAAUCUGCAAGUUAGUGGCGUAACAAUAAAUAAAGUACUUCCUUCCUUUAGUGUUAAAGAUCGGAAAUAA